CGUGCCAGAAGCGCCGCUGACCCCAGUCAGGUGUUCCCGGGAAAAGAGGCUGGGUGAGGGGACUAGAGCGAAGGAAGUUUAGGGAAGUAAGUUGGCCCUGAAGAGGUCGCUGCAGGCUCAGGAGAGACUCCUGCCCGCGUGUAGAUCCUGACAAGAAGUGAAUGAAGAAAAAGGAGAUCCCAGGACCUAAACUGUGUCAUCUCUGGGCCACUUUUGACUGUGACUAGAUUUCUAACUAGAAAUUUAGAGCAUAUCCAGAAGACACAAAGACAGAAUAUUGCAGUUGCUGGCCAUUUCUCAAAACAGAAGAAAAUGAUCAAUGCCCAGGAACCGCUGACACUGGAGGACGUGGCCGUGGACUUCACCUGGGAGGAGUGGCAGCUGCUGGCCCCCGCCCAGAAGGGCCUGUACCGGGACGUGAUGUUGGAGAACUACAGCAACCUGGUGUCAGUAGGGUAUGAAGCCAGCAAGCCAGCUGCACUCUCCAGGCUGGAACGAGGGGAGGAACCGUGGGCGAAACAGGAGGAAGUCCACGGUGGAACUUGGCGGGAACCUAGCAAAGUUUAUAACCACCUGCAAGGUCACUGGGAAAAUCCAAGAAUGCUGAAAGGUAUGGAACAAAACCACAAAAAUGAUGCAUUUGGAAAUACUGUUCCUCAAAGCAAAAAUCAUUCUCCUUCCAGGCAAAAUCAUAUGCUUGAGUUCUAUAUAAAAACUUUGAAAUCAAAUUUAAGUUUAGUCAACCAGAGCAAAAGCUAUGAAAUUAAAAACUCUACUAAAUUCAGCGGAGAUGUGAAGUUAUUUCUGCGUGAUAAGCAUGAAGAUUUUCAUUCAUCUGUUAAACUCCCUGUAAGUGCAAAACCUAUUAGCAGUAAGUCCCAAGUCAUUAAGCAUCAGAGAACUCAUGAAAUAGAAAAACCCCAUAUAUGCAGUGAAUGUGGAAAAGCCUUCAUUAAGAAGUCUCAGCUCACAGAUCAUCACAGAGUUCAUACAGGAGAGAAACCUUAUGGAUGCAAUAUUUGUGCAAAAGUGUUUUCCAGAAAGUCCAGGCUCAAUGAACAUCAGAGAAUUCAUAAAAGAGAGAAAUCCUUUCUAUGCAAUGAUUGUGGAAAAGUCUUCACCAUGAAGAGUCGUCUAAUUGAACACCAGCGAACUCACACUGGAGACAAACCCUACAUAUGCAGCGAAUGUGGAAAAGGUUUCCCAGGGAAGCGGAAUCUCAUUGUGCAUCAGCGAAAUCAUACUGGAGAGAAAUGCUACGUAUGCAGCGAAUGUGGAAAAGGCUUCACCGGGAAGAGCAUGCUUAUCAUACACCAGCGAACUCAUACUGGAGAGAAGCCCUACAUCUGCAGUGAAUGUGGGAAAGGCUUCACCACGAAGCACUAUGUCAUCGUACAUCAACGAAAUCACACAGGAGAGAAACCCUAUAUAUGCAACGAAUGUGGGAAAGGUUUCACGAUGAAGAGUCGACUAAUUGAACAUCAGCGAACCCACACAGGUGAGAAACCCUAUGUAUGCGAUGAAUGUGGCAAAGGCUUUCCUAGGAAGAGUAAUCUCAUCGUACAUCAGAGAAAUCAUACAGUAGAGAAAUCCUAUGUAUGCAGUGAAUGUGGAAAAGGUUUCACCGUGAAGAGCAUGCUUAUAAUACACCAGCGAACUCAUACUGGAGAGAAACCCUACAUCUGCGGUGAAUGUGGGAAAGGCUUCCCCCUGAAGAGUCGGCUGGUCGUCCAUCAGCGAACACAUACUGGCGAGAAGCCUUACAGAUGCAGUGAAUGUGGGAAAGGUUUCAUUGUGAAUAGUGGACUGAUGUUACAUCAGCGAACUCACACUGGAGAGAAACCCUAUAUAUGCAAUAAAUGUGGAAAAGGUUUUGCCUUUAAGAGCAAUCUUGUGGUACAUCAGCGAACUCAUACUGGAGAGAAACCCUUCAUGUGCAGUGAAUGUGGAAAAGGCUUCACCAUGAAACGCUAUCUCAUUGUACAUCAACAAAUCCAUACAGGAGAGAAAUCCUACAUAUGCAGCGAAUGUGGGAAAGGCUUUGCUACGGAAACUGAGCUCAUUUUACAUCAGCAAAUUCAUACUGGAGAGAAACCUUAUGCAUGCAAUGAAUGUGGUAAAGGCUUCACCGUGAAAAGCCGACUAAUCGUUCAUCAGCGAACUCAUACAGGAGAGAAACCCUUUAUAUGUAGUGACUGUGGAAAAGGCUUCUCCUCAAAGAGAAAUCUUAUUGUACAUCAGAGAACUCAUAAUGGAAACAAACCCCAGUGACACAAGAAAUCCUACACAUGCAGUGAGUGUGGAAAAGGCUUCACCAUGAAGCGCUAUCUGAUUGCACAUCAGCGAACUCAUAGUGGAGAGAAACCUUAUGUGUGCAGCGAAUGUGGAAAAGGCUUCACGGUGAAGAGCAAUCUCAUUGUGCAUCAGCGAACUCAUACGGGGGAGAAACCCUAUAUAUGUACUGAAUGUGGAAAAGGCUUCACCAUGAAGCGCUAUCUUGUUGUCCAUCAGCGAACUCAUACUGGAGAGAAACCCUAUAUAUGCAAUGAAUGUGGAAAAGGCUUCACAGUGAAGAGUAACCUCAUCGUACAUCAGCGAUCUCAUACUGGGGAAAAAUCUUACAUGUGUGGCGAAUGUGGAAAAGGCUUCACCACAAAGCGCACCCUCAUUAUACAUCAGCGAACUCACACAGGAGAGAAAUCUUACUUAUGUAAUGAAUGUGGAAAAGGCUUCACCACAAAGCGCACCCUCAUUAUACAUCAGCGGACUCACACGGGAGAGAAACCCUAUGAAUGCAGUGAGUGUGGGAAAGCCUUCAGCCAGAAGAUAUGCCUCAUACAACAUGAGCGCUGUCAUACCGGAAAGACUCCCUUUGUGUGUACUGAGUGUGGAAAAUCCUAUUCUCACAAAUACGGUCUCAUUACCCAUCAGAGAAUUCACACAGGAGAGAAACCCUAUGAGUGCCGUGAAUGUGGAAAAGCCUUCACCACAAAGUCAGUACUUAACGUCCAUCAAAGAACUCAUACAGGAGAGAGACCCUAUGGAUGCAGCGAUUGUGAGAAAGCCUUCUCCCACUUGUCAAACCUUGUUAAACAUAAGAAAAUGCACACAAGAGAAAUGGGUAGAUUCAGUCAAGUUGGAAAUCCUUUUAACACAGAAUCACAGCUCAUUACUUAUGAGUGAACUCCUGGCCCUAUGAAUGUGAUGACUAUGAAAAUGCCUUCUUUGGCAACCAAGACUUCAUUAAACAUCAGUGUUUCCAGCAGAUUGGAAUGUAAUCUUGGUACUGCCGGUUUUCGGAUACGUGCCCUGAGAAGAUUAAAGAACUUGUCCAGGAGGUAAAUCUGGUGGCUGCGGUGAAUGUGUUGUAGUGCCUUCAGUGAUCCUUACCUCAUAUUUUCUGUCAGUGAAAACAUGUUGAGAAAACUCUGAUACAUUCAAUGUGGAGAUACCUUGGGCAAAACUUUUUAGCUUCAUUAUAUUCUGAAAAGUAUACACUGAGGCAAAUUCUGUGUAGGCAGAGACUAGGAGGGCCUUCAGGGGGAAGGUAGACUUUAUUAUCAGGGAUCAUCAUAAAGCGUCAGUGAGCUUAUUGUUCAUAGAAAUACGAUU
This is a messenger RNA of Lutra lutra (Eurasian river otter), 3612 nucleotides long. Its product is annotated as zinc finger protein 432-like. Gene Ontology annotation, molecular function: DNA-binding transcription factor activity, RNA polymerase II-specific; RNA polymerase II cis-regulatory region sequence-specific DNA binding. The record is from RefSeq and is a predicted model, not a curated record. Lineage: Eukaryota; Metazoa; Chordata; Mammalia; Carnivora; Mustelidae. Gene Ontology annotation, biological process: regulation of transcription by RNA polymerase II.